UCUUUUCUGCAGUUCAAAGUCUUGUCAGGUAUCUAGACUGUAAACAGUCAGGUUUAGCAGACGACAAAACCGUAUUGUUGGAAUGGCUCUGGAAGUUUUUCAUAAAGAUGAGACUUUGCAAAUGCGCAGGAAGCUGAUUGGGCAGUCCUGCAGACUCUUUUUUUCCCGUGAUCCCGUGAAAAUAGUGAGAGCACGGGGUCAAUAUUUAUAUGAUGAGAAUGGCAUGCAGUACUUAGAUUGCAUCAGUAAUGUUCAACAUGUGGGACACUGUCACCCCAGCCUCACUCAGGCCGCUGCUGCUCAGAUGGAUCUUCUUAAUUCAAACACUAGAUUCCUCCAUGAUAAUAUAGUUCUGUAUGCAGAUCGGCUGGCCGCCACUCUGCCAAAGAAACUUUGCGUCUUUUAUUUUGUCAACUCGGGAUCAGAGGCUAAUGAUCUUGCCUUGAGACUGGCCCGUCAGUAUACCCGACAUCACGAUGUCGUUGUGCUAGAUCAUGCAUAUCAUGGACAUCUCAUCUCACUCAUCGACAUCAGCCCGUACAAGUUCCGGAAACUGGAGGGCCAAAAAGAGUGGGUGCAUGUGGCACCUCUUCCUGAUACUUACCACGGUAUCUACCGAGAAGAUCAUCCUGACCCAGGACAGGCUUAUGCAGACACUGUGAAAAGUCUUAUUGACGAGGCGCAUAAGAAAGGCUGCAAGAUUUCAUCUUUUUUUGCCGAGUCUUUACCCAGUGUUGGUGGCCAGAUCAUUUUCCCAACUGGUUAUUGUAAAAGAGUUGCAGAAUACGUUCGUGAAGCAGGAGGAGUUUAUGUGGCAGAUGAGAUUCAGACAGGCUUCGGUCGUGUUGGUAGUCAUUUCUGGGCUUUUCAGCUUCAAGGUGAAGACUUCUGCCCUGACAUUGUGACUAUGGGCAAACCAAUAGGCAAUGGUCAUCCUAUUGCGUGUGUGGCUACUACAGAGGAAAUAGCCGCUGCUUUUACAGCCAAUGGUGUGGAGUACUUCAACACAUUUGGUGGUAACCCAGUAUCCUGUGCCAUUGGUCUGGCAGUGUUGGAUGUUAUAGAGAAAGAAGACCUCAGAGGCAAUGCUGUGCGUGUCGGAGGUCAUCUUAAACAGCUGCUCCUUCAACUUCAGACUAAACAUCCACUCAUCGGAGAUGUGCGUGGUGUUGGACUGUUUAUAGGUAUGGAGCUAGUUAAAGACAGAGCAUCCAGAAAACCAGCAACAGAAGAAGCAGCACAUCUUGUACGAAGGCUGAAAGAGGAACGUAUAGUUAUGAGCACUGAUGGACCGUGGGACAGUGUCAUCAAAUUCAAACCUCCAAUGUGCUUCAGUAUUGAGGAUGCUGAGAGAGUCUGUACAUGCAUUGACCAAAUUCUCAGAGAACUGGAGCAUACCCAUCAAAAAGAGGACUGCAGAAGUUGAGGUUUAAAAACAUGAAAAUAAUUUUCAAUGUAGUGCAUAGAGCAAACAUUCUUAAAUGAAUUUUAAUAAAUAAUUUUAUUGUGAUUUGCAUUCUUGAAUAUAUAUCUGUUUAUAUUCAGAAUUCAGUUAUAAAUACUUACAACAAAAAGGUGAAUAAAUUCACUCAUGCUACAAAUCUGACAGAAUAUUUUCAAAAUAAAACUUGGAUAAACAUAUAUUAAUUAACAUGAUAUCACACCUCUACAUACAGUUUUCCAGGAUGUGGUGUAAACAAAUUUUAAGAUUAGGAUUUUAAGGUUUUAAUAUGCUUUCAUACUUUACAGCCAUACAACAAUAUAAAUCACUUUAAACCUGAUUGUACACAUACUCCAGUCUCCAUAAUCUUUAUAUUACAUUUGCACUCAAAUUGUUUUUUAUUACAUUUGUACUCAAAAGUGUUUUGGUUGCAUUAAAUAAUGACACC
Molecule: messenger RNA, 1889 nt
Organism: Sinocyclocheilus grahami
Lineage: Eukaryota; Metazoa; Chordata; Actinopteri; Cypriniformes; Cyprinidae
Product: 5-phosphohydroxy-L-lysine phospho-lyase-like
Exons: 12
Coding region: 83-1426 (447 amino acids)
Cellular component (GO): mitochondrion
Molecular function (GO): pyridoxal phosphate binding; transaminase activity
Source: RefSeq, a predicted model, not a curated record